Solea senegalensis (Senegalese sole) is the source of this 3307-nucleotide messenger RNA. RefSeq names its product MARVEL domain containing 2a (gene marveld2a). Gene Ontology annotation, biological process: bicellular tight junction assembly. Gene Ontology annotation, cellular component: cytoplasmic vesicle; apical plasma membrane; bicellular tight junction. The transcript is spliced from 9 exons. The record is from RefSeq and is a predicted model, not a curated record. NCBI's taxonomy places the organism in Eukaryota, Metazoa, Chordata, Actinopteri, Pleuronectiformes, Soleidae. Bases 213 to 1925 code for a protein of 570 amino acids.
UGUCCGAGAACAACCUGCGGUGUAACGUUACUGAAAUGGGAGAGAGAGGAAGAAGAAGAAGAAGAAGAAGAGGGAGUGAACAGAAAGAAAGGUUACUAACAAGGUGAUUCUUCAGCCUAACCUACAUUCAUACCAGGUUUGCAUUCUGGCCUGCAAGCCCAUGUAAGUCGUGUUGAGUGACUGCGUGUGAAAGAGGGACCAUCACUAUCCUCAUGUCCAAUGGAGGAGGCUUUCAUGGACGCACUGAGCGUGUCCGCCAGGCGCCCUACUACGACCAGGUACCCCUGGGCUCCUUACCCCGAGACCGAGACUCGUACGAGUCACUGAGCGAGCAAAGAGCACCUCAUCUUACUCACAGCAGCAACCCCCUCCCACCCCCGCCUCUGCCAGAGCAUCCUCCCGUGGGGCCGGAGUUUGAUCCCAGCGGCAGCGAGGACAACAGCAACCCCCCUGACCACGACCCCGCCAUCGACAUCAAACCGGUCCACCGCUUCAUCCCCGACUCAUGGAAGAACUUCUUCAGAGGGAGCAAUCGCAGCAGUAACAAACCGUGGUCCAUGCCUGACUCCUCCGUUAACAACAACAAUAGCACCUCUGGGGGGGUGCGCUGCUCUCCUCCUCACUCUCCCUCCGUUCCCGGAUCGUACCGGGAUCCGUAUGGAGGCUCGGGUGGCAGCUACAACUCCAGGAAGGAGCUCCUUGACGUACACGAUCCACAAGAGUCUGUGUCGGGGCGCACGUACCGCACAGGGCUGACCUACACCGAGCGGGUGGAGGAGUACCAUCAGCGCUAUGCCUUCAUGAAGUCCUGGGCAGGACUGCUGAGGAUUCUGGGCUGUGUGGCGCUUCUCCUGGGAGCUGCUGUGUUUGCCUGUGUCUGUGCUUACAUCCACAAAGACAAUGAGUGGUUCAACAUGUUUGGAUACUCUUCACCUGGGGGAGCGUACGGAGGAGGUUUGUACGGCUCCGGCACAGGUGGGUCCUACUACACGGGCCCCAAGACCCCGUUUGUGUUGGUGGUGGCAGGGCUGGCUUGGCUGGUUACUGUGAUCAUGUUAGUGCUGGGGAUGACCAUGUACUACCGCACCAUCCUGCUGGACUCCUCCUGGUGGCCACUGACAGAGUUCACCAUAAACCUGGCUCUGGCAGUGCUGUACAUGGCAGCAGGUAUUGUCUACGUCCGUGACACAACUCGCGGAGGGCUCUGCUCCUUCCCAGUGUUCAACAAUGGCAUCAACGGGGCGUUCUGCAGAACAGAGGCCGGCCAGACUGCCGCCAUCAUCUUCCUCUUUGUCACUAUGGUUGUUUAUCUGAUUGGAGCCAUCGUGUGUCUCAAGCUGUGGAGACAUGAAGCUGCACGCAGAUACCGCGAGAAGCACGGUCAGGAGAUGCUGUCUACUGAGAGGGGAGCUGCUCAUUUAUUGGAUGCUGCUCCUGCUCCACUUUCCAAAACUCCAAUCCAAGCCUCCGCAGUUCCCAUCCUGACUGCUCCAAAAGUAGUUUCAGCAAAGGGAGCUUUUUUACAGGGAGCUAUACCAUCAGGGCACAUCCCAAAACCUGUCAUCGUUCCGGACUAUAUCGCGAAAUAUCCAACGAUACGGACAGACGAGGAGCGGGACCAGUACCGAGCUGUGUUUAACGACCAGUAUGCAGAGUACAAAGAGCUCCACUCAGAGGUGCAGGUCACCCUCAAAAAGUUUGAUGAGAUGGACGCCAUGAUGAGCAGUCUGCCCCAGCACCCUACCACCCAGAUGGAGGUCGAUCGCAUCAACAGAAUCCUUCAAGAUUAUCAGAGGAAGAAAAAUGAUUCUACGUUCCUGGAGAAGAAGGAGCGCUGUGAGUACCUGAAGAGCAAACUGUCUCACAUCAAACAGAAGAUCCAAGAAUACGACAAAGUCAUGGAAUGGAACGACGGCUACGACUAGACUAGACCUCUGUGGCGUCUCAACACGGCCGUUACAGAACUGAUGUCGAUGACUCUGCAGAUGCUGGUACUGAAAAUAUCAACAAACCACAGGGUGAGACUCAAACAUGACUUCAGGAUCAGCAUCAGGGGCUUCCGUCUGCUUUGUCUUUUUAAAUCUGUAUAGCUGCUGAGUUUAUUAAAGCCCUCAUAUAGAUCCAAAGGGGUAGGACAUCUUGUUCUUAAAGGGAUAGUUAUGCAUUUUGGGAAAUAGUCCCCCAGAGUUAAUUAGAAAUAGCCUAGAACAAAUACUAAACAUUUUUUAAGGUCCUGACUGUUCUUAUUCUGGUGUAAAAAUAACAAUGAGCUAGUUAUAUCACUAUUUUCAGAUGACCAUUCAAAGCACUUUACACUAUAGUUUUGCUAUUCAUCCAUUCACUCACACAUGUAUACAGCCCAUCUACAUUCAGCCUUUUGUUCUAUCACAUGUCUCCGCUGCUGGCACAGUCGUCAGGGGAGAAAUUUAGGGUUACAUUCCUGUAUACAUGUAGACUAGCGGAGCUAGUGAUUUAAGCCCUGACCUCCCAGUUGGAAGACAGCCCACUGAUCCAUGACCAAAAUUAAGUAAAGAAGCGAAGAAGAAAAUGUGACACCAGGCUUAUUUGUUGCUGAUUUUGUUAUUGCUGGAAAGAGCCUAGCACUUUUCUGCUGGUUUUCAGUCUUGAUGCUAAGCUAAGCUAAUGCUUCCCAACGUGUGUGUAUGUGUGUGUAGUGCUACCACUAUCUGUGAAUUUAGGAGUAUCUGAUGUGAAUGUUUUGGCUCUACAUGGUGGGAGAUGUUGCUAGUUGGGCGGCACAGGUCUGGUUCAGAUCCAGGUCCAGCUCCUUUUCAAGUCUAUUUACCUUUCUGUCAGUCUUAUUAACUGUCACCUGUCCAAAUAGAUUUCACAACAUCCCAGCCUGAAAAACCACUAUUUGCUCAGACAAAUCCCAUGUUGUUGUUUGCUUGAACUGCUGUGGUGAUUGUUUGGAUUGUUUUAACUGCUCACUGUGUCUCGUAUGGUUGUUUUUUUAUAUAUACUGUAUGCAGCUGAAUCUACAACUGUGCAUGUCCUAUAGUAUGUGCUGUUGUGACCCUGUCCUUCCAUUUCAUAGAUUAAACAUGUUAGACCUUUGUUGAUACUCAAGAAUCCUCAGUGCUUAAACAUCUCCAUGUCUUUGGCUUUACAAAACUGUAAACACUGAAUUUCUUUGUUGAAUGAAAAUACUGAUCUAAUUGUGUCUGCCUUGUGUGAGUGUGUGUAACUGUAAUAUUUUUGCUGUAAAUGUCCACAUUUCAUAAUUUAAAUGACUGAUUUGCUGCUUUUUUUGUUCUGUAAAUACAAUUCUGCUUAUGAAUGUGAA